AUGUCGGUGUCCAAGUCGGACUCCCAAUACUUCGAGAAGGCCGAAGCCGCGCUCGGAACUCUGGAUCCGACCAGCCUUCUAUCCAAUUCUCAUCGAGCCUAUCUGCUGAAACGACAUGGCACGUUGGACCUCGACCCUUUGCCGAGCAGAGAUCCGGCCGAUCCGUACAACUGGCCGCUCUGGAAGAAAGCAGCGAAUCUCAGCCUAGUCGCCUUCCACGCCUGCAUGGGCACUUUCACCGCGGCCGCCAUUAUCUGUGCCUACGAAGACAUCUCGCUGGAUCUCGGCGUGACGCUGCAGCGAGUCAGCUACCUGACCUCCCUUCAGAUCGCCAUUCUCGGCGGCGCCCCGUUAUUCUGGAAGCCGCUUUCCCAUCGAUUCGGACGACGACCGAUCUUUCUGAUCUCUCUGGUAUUGAGCUGCGUCUGUAACAUUGGCUGCGCCAAUAGUCCCGACUAUGCCUCCAUGGCUGCAUGUCGCGCCCUCGUAGCGUUCUUCAUCUCGCCGGCCAUGGCCCUCGGCAGUGCCGUGGUGACAGAGACUUUCUUCAAACGCGAGCGAGCGCGAUACAUGGGUAUUUGGACCGUCAUGGUCACAUUGGGAGUUCCCGUCGGUCCAUUUAUCUUCGGCUUCGUUGCGCAGCGCGUGGGAUACCGGUGGAUCUACUGGGUUCUGGCCAUCACCAACGCGUGCGAAUUCAUUCUUUACAUCUUCUUCGGUCCUGAAACCCGCUACCUCGGCUCGGACAUGCAAACCACUUCCUCCUUCAAACACCAAUACCUGGCCGUCCGACGAAUCGACCCGACCCCAUUCAACUUCUCCGAAUUCCUCCACCCGCUCAGCCUCUUCACCAACAUCCCCGUUCUCCUGGCCGCCGUCGCCUACGCCAUGGUCUUUGUAUUCGCCUCAGUGCUCAACUCCGUCGAAGUGCCCCAACUGCUACAGAGCAAAUUUGAGCUCAACGCUCAACAACUCGGUCUGCAAUUCCUCGGUCUGAUCAUCGGCUCGCUCCUCGGCGAACAACUCGGCGGCAUCAUGUCCGACGUCUGGAUGAACACCCGGGCACGACGGAUCGGACAGAAGCCAGCGCCGGAAUACCGGCUCUGGCUCAGCUACGUCGGCUUCCUGGUGAGUAUCGCAGGGAUGGUGGUCUUUCUGGUCUGUACAGAGCAGGCGACGCAGGGGAAAUGGACCGUCACGCCCGUCGUGGGCACUGGAAUCGCGGCUUUUGGGAACCAGGUCGUGACGACUGUUUUGACGACGUAUGCGGUGGAUACGUAUCCGCAGGACGCGGGCAGCGUGGGCGUGUUUAUCAACUUUGUGCGCUCGACAUGGGGAUUCAUUGGGCCUUUCUGGUUCCCAGAUAUGUUUGAGAGUGUAGGCAUCGCGAACAGCUCGGGAGUCAUCACGGCGUUGAUCAUGGGCGUUAGCUUUAUUCCGACGGCGUUGUUGCACUGGCAGGGACAUCGAUGGCAUGCAGAUGUUAGAGGGGAGAAGUAA
Messenger RNA from Aspergillus melleus, 1500 nucleotides. Its product is annotated as putative MFS multidrug transporter. NCBI's taxonomy places the organism in Eukaryota, Fungi, Ascomycota, Eurotiomycetes, Eurotiales, Aspergillaceae. The transcript is spliced from 4 exons. Gene Ontology annotation, molecular function: transmembrane transporter activity. The record is from RefSeq and is a predicted model, not a curated record. Gene Ontology annotation, biological process: transmembrane transport. The coding region runs from base 1 to 1500 and encodes 499 amino acids.